CCCAUUCAUCUUUUACUGUUCAUUGUAGUGUUAUUUUCAGUUUGUUUAUUUUGUCCACCCUCCAAGAUAAGACGUGCAAGAGACAUAAUUUCUGUAAUAUCCACUGCUGUAAAAACACUGAAGACUACUUGUUUGCCAAAACCGAAACAGACACCUAAAAAUGCGAAAGAAAAAAAAAAUCAUCCAGUUGAAUAGGAGACCUGCUCACCAUAGUGUUCCAGAUCAAGAUUUGCAGAUCUGGAUCUCAGCUAGCUAUGCAUUUCCUUGCUUUCACUGCUGUUUAGAAAUGGACUGAAAACCUUCUCAAGGAUUUUUUAUUCCAUGAAAGGAAACAUUCAGGGAAGAAAAAGAAAGACAGAGCUGUCUUGUUGCUGUUACACAGACUGUAACCAUGGACGUGCAUAAACAACUUGAGAACACCGAGAGGAACUGGAAUAAAGAGAAGAUGGAACUGCUGGAAAAAUUUGACAAUGAGAGGAAAGAAUGGGAAUGUCAAUGGAAAGUUAUGCAGAAGAAAAUUGAAGAGCUUUACCAGGAGGUAAAACUUAGAAGAGAGAACAAUAUGAAUGUCCACGACAAUAAGGCUAUUCAGAGCAAGAUGCUGCAGCUGUCCAUGCAUUCUCCUACUUCAGAAAAGAGUGACACAAUGGAACUGAACUAUCAACACAAUGUGGUAAAUGAUGGGAUGGAAAGAGGGAGUUUGCUGAGUAAAAGAGGACCUGAAUGCAAAGAAAUCAGAGCCAAGAGAAAAAACGAUACCCUGUUAAUGAACAGUCUGGCCUUUGAGAACCAUGAGGAACUUGAAGACAGCCUCAGCAUCAAAAAUUCCAAGAAAAAUGCCAAGAGCUAUAUUGGUGAUCUCAAUGUGGCUCUUAAAGAACUUGCCAGAGUUAGUGAAGAAUUAUGCAGCUAUCAAGAGGAAAUUCGGAAGAAGUCUAACCACAGAAGAAUGAAAUCAGUUCCUUUCCUGGGGGAGUUUGAAGAAACCCAAAACACGGUUAUUCUGCCUGAGAUGAACCAUCUGUCCAACAAUGAAUCACAGUCUUCAGUUGCAUUUGUAACAGAGGAGCAUAAUAAUAGGAAGAAUCUGAUGAGCUCCACCAAGGUUUCGAAGGAUAUGUCUUACAGUAGUCUUACUGGCAACAGAGGAGAGGUUUUCAGACCUUGGCAACAGAAAGAAGCUCCACCAGUUCCUCCACGAAGCACUUCUCGACACUUAACAAACUCACUUUCUACAGUUGUACAGCUUUCUGAAGCACCAAUGAGAGAUCCAGGCAUCAAAAGCAAUUGCAAGGUUCAGGACAGUAGGAGUGGAAGGAAAUUGACAAAUCCUUCAUCUAUCAAACAAAAUGAAACUGCAAUGGCCUAUGCAAAUGAGGAGCAGGCUGGGAAAGGUCCUGUGGUGGUAACUGCUGCAAUACCUGUAACCAAAAAUGAGUGCAUUGUGCCAAGUUUCUGCCACAAUACAUGGGCAUACGAUGUUGGUAAAGACAGUAAAAGUGAGCCUUCCCCACUGUCAGCCCAGAAGAGUUGUUCAGAUGGAAAUAUGGCUCAUAGUAACAGAAUGCACCAGAAACAAAAUUCCAAGUCUCAUUGCAGUCCUUAUUACAGCAACGACUUUUAUGCCCCUGCUGCGCUGCACAACGGUCUUUUGGGAGACUCCAGUUGUACUUUGGGAAAGACUCAGAGAAAUGAAACUUUAGCAGCAAAGAUUGAUGAGUUUAACCGGACUGUGUUUCACACAGAUAAACGUAACAAUACUUUACAAGAAAACCAGGUGAUUCGGACAGCAUUAGAUCACAAACCCUGCAGCCCACAGAGUGACUCUGCUAUUAGCAGGACAGAAGCGGUACAUACAUCUUGUGUUUCAAAUCCCAAAUUCUCUGCAGCAAAAGAACAAGAAACUAGCAACCCCAGCAAAGCUGUCAGAACAGUAGGACAACAAAAGCAAAUAAAUGAACCUUCAAAUGCUAGUGGUUACAGGCACAUGCUUCAUGAGCAUGACUGGAGACCGAGUAAUUUAUCCGGUCGCCCGCGUUCAGCUGACUCAAGAUCAAACUAUGGUGUUGUUGAAAAGCUUUUGAAAAACUAUGAAAAAUCUGCAGUGAUUUCUCCAUGUAAUGCAAAAUACUGCAAAGAUAAGUGGGCAUGGCCAAACUCUGAAUCCACUGAUGGAGGUUGUGAGACACUGAAUCAGUGUUUAGAAAUGCUUCCAAGUGAGCAAGGAAAACAGGAAUUUCUGAGGAAUUCAGCCAGGCAUACUGGGCAGCAACUGAAGCAAGGAAAGGAGAGACAGAAGUUACCAGAGAUAUCUGUGCCAGCUAAAUGUUCAAAUGGGAAAGGUUUCUCACGGCCAGCCCGACCAGCAAAUAGACGUCUACCUUCCAGAUGGGCAUCCAGAUCACCAUCAGCACCUCCAGCUGUGAGAAGGACAGCGUACAACUGGUCUGUCUCCUUUCGGUCGGAGACCUCAGUAGUUUGAACCCAGAAAUGGGUUGGAUGGUGUUGUGAAAGCUCUGCACCUCAUUAUAACUGUGUUCGGUAUGUGUUGUAGCAACCAGAUCUACACUGUCCUAUCUUGUUCAAGAAUGACUCCAUCACAUGCUGGACAAAAUGUUUUGAAUCUUAGGUCAUCAUCAUGGUCUUCAGUGUUUUUAUUGAGAGGAAACAAUGAUACCCCCGAUUUCUCCUGUUUUGUUUUUUUUUGUUGUUGUUUUGUUUUGAAUACUAGCUCACAGAGAAUUUAUUUUGAGUGGCAUCUUUCUUAAUUCGCCAAUCAAUUUUGAGUUGAAACAAUGUAUAGUGCUGUAUAUUCUGACUUUUCUGCAAACAGCAGAACAUAAAGCUGUAUGCAUGAUCAUGUGUUUGUAAGUGCAUGUGUUGGACUAAGAAGUAUACAGGUCUGUACUUAGAAGAGACAAACUGUGCUAGUGUUGCCAUUGAAAUUACAACCUAUAUGCCAACAUAUAUAUAUAUACUUUGUGUUUAUUAUAAAAGUUUGAAAUAUACAGUCCUGAUGACAUUUAUAUUUUGUAUAUCUUUUACAUAGGUUCACAGGUGUAGUAUUUAAUGUACAAAAACUAAAUAUGCAUUUUUGUGACUCUAAUUGCAGCGAUAAUGCCUUGCACAAUAUGUAUCUGAAGCAGACUAGCUCGACUGAUUUAUCAGUCAUGCUUCAUGGCAUCCUUGUUCAGUUUCCUAACCCUUAUAGUACGAGGUCAAAAUACCCAAACAUAUUUUUUCUGAAUUAAAAUAUUAUAUGAUUUGUAAUACACAGCCUUUUUCAACACCAGAGACAUUCCUGAAAUGUUCUGAUCUCUUUAAAAUGUUUAAGCGUGCCAUUAUAUAUAUAGCAUAUUGUAAACAGUUCAGCAGUUCCAACUAGUGUAACAUACAGUUUAUGAAGGGAAGAAAAGGGUUGUAUGUGCUCAAUUCUGCAAAACUUAUUUUUUCUUCUAGCAUUAUACUUUGAGGUUUGGCAAAGUCAGAAAAAAAUGGACUUGUUUACUUUUCACUCAAGGCAGGAGAACAAGGACUGUUGUUCCCAGUGCUGCAGACACACUCCUUUUUUAUUCUCCUCCUAGACUGGAGUGCCUGAGCCGCUUGCUAGCAGCAUGCUGCUCCCUAACUGACUUCUGACAGUCAGUAAUGAAGUUUACUUGCAUUCUAGCAACAUCCACAUCUAGUAUGGAAGUACUGCAUCGAGAUCUCAUCACAGUAGUGACAGAAAUUCUCAACAAAUGGCAUCGGAAGUGUUAUUGCCUUCACUUGAGUCAGUAUUAUGGGCCAUCACAAUGAUGCGUACAGAGCUUGGCUUUUUCUUUCCCACAGUGUGAAAGAAGUGCAGAUGCUGCCCAGACUCUUGCUGAAAAGAUGGUGUCCAUCCUGGAAUUUUUUGCACCCUUUUCUAGGUUGUUGCUGAAUGCACAGGGUAGUGACGAUGAUAAAUGGUACCUCUAAACAGCAUGUCUAGGUGAAAAGGAGUAAAGAGGCCCUUCUUCAACAUCAGCUUAAUCUUGUCCUGCAAAUUUCCCUCUUCUUCUGGAGAAAUAUAGUGUGUUCAAAGGAGUUUCAAAAAUCAUCCCAAGCUCCAUUAAUAUGUGCGUCCUCAUAUGUGAAUGUAAAAAGGAUUUCAGAGAGAGCGUAGGCUUUUGUCCUAGUGAAUUGUAUGUUUGGCAAUAUAUGGAAAAUUAGCUGUGCUUAAUCUGAUAGUGAUAUGUUGUCUAAUCCCAGUCAUGCUGAGAUCCCUCACCUUUUUUCUUCUUUUUAGGGCCUUAUUCUUCUUUUCUGUAUGCAACUGCCUUUUUGCAGAGUAAAAAGCAGACAGCUAUGUGUUCUGAACAAUGUACCCUCUAUUGUAGGAUCAAUAACUUUUCAGGCAUGCCAGAGUUGGAUUGAGUAGGCGUUAGAGCCAUAAAUCCAAAAUUGCAUGCAGAAUCAUGGCUGCCUACAUGGCAAAAACAUGCUCAGACUAAUUUGGCUCAUCUAAACUUUCUGGCACUUUAUGUGUGAGUAUAUAUAUGAAGGCUUCAAGCAGAUCAACAAUAAACCAAAAACAGCUCAGAUUUUAUUGCAAGGUUAUUACUAGAAAAGACAGAAGGACAGAAGACCUUGAAGAAAAUUCAUACAUUUUGGACAGAGAUAAAAAUCUGUGUUUGAAUGAAAAAUGAAGAGUAAUAUAAUUUUUUCUCUUUGCCCUAAUUUAGAAAUUGCACUCUGUUGAAGUCCUUAGAAUGAGAAAGAUUAAGAUGACUUACAGUGAAUUUGGAACAUUAAGAUUCUCGUAACUAUGAAAACUAGCAUGCCAAAAUACCUUGCAAAUUGACCUUUUAAAUGCCGAAGUAGUCAGGAGACUUUAAAUGUCUGCAGCUGAGGAAAGGGUAAUAUGAGAGAAUGGUAAAAUUAUGGUUCUUUAUUUCAGUCACAAUCAAAACUCUCAAUUACCUUCAUGGUAAAGUUAUGCAACUUUAUUCUGAAAAAUGGGUGGUGCACUUUUCUUUUGAGAACAAAAUACUGCAGAACCAUUUUCAUCAGUCAGUCAAUGGAUGUGUUUCUUUUGCGUACUUAACGUUCUUUGAUCACUUUUGACAUAGUCACGUUUUUGAAUAACAGAGAAAGGAUCAAAUAUCUACAACAUUCCCUUAUGUAUGUAAAUUUAAUGAACAGAAGAUUUUUGAAAUAAACUAAUAGGUCAAGGACAA
Messenger RNA from Lagopus muta (rock ptarmigan), 5201 nucleotides. RefSeq names its product KIAA0408 ortholog. The record is from RefSeq and is a predicted model, not a curated record. The transcript has 7 exons. Bases 392 to 2482 code for a protein of 696 amino acids. NCBI's taxonomy places the organism in Eukaryota, Metazoa, Chordata, Aves, Galliformes, Phasianidae.